AUGGCCCACGCAGGCCUCGUCCAGACCAGUUUGAUCUGGGUCGCUUAUGCCAUCGCCGUAGGCCUCUGUCUGAUUGCAGCCAUCAUCACCACAUUCACAUGGCAGACUCCCCGUGAACGAUCCGCCGUCGUCAGCAUCGUCGCUAUUGUCAGCUUGACUUCACUACUCGCUACGGUUCUGCUACUACCCGUCGAUAUCGCUCUCGUCUCUGCCACCGCCUCUGCAACACUUGGUGCCAAGAAGGAUUGGGCUACACCCGAACGUAUCGACAGUAUCCUCUACACUCUCAAGGUCGUCUAUUACAGCUUGUACAGUUUCGAUGCAAUUCUCUGUCUGAUCGUUAUUCCUUUCGCCUACUUCUGGCAUGAAGAGUAUGACGAGAUUGAAGUAGAGGAGGAGGGUCGAACACUAGGCAGUCGCUUCCUGGCCGCAGCCAAGUACACCCUCUUUUUCGUUGCAUUCGUCGUGGUUCUAUUCCUGUUGGGAUUCUUUGUACCUGCAGCCGGCGAUAGCUCUCAGUCCCACUGGGAUCUCGACUACUUCAAGAAGCUCGUCGCUCAAAACCAUGGCGAAAAGGCCUUGACUUUUGCUCUCGGUCUCCUGCUCACAAUGGGUACUUUACUCUACGUUGUCUACACUGGUGCUGGCCUCGCUCUUCUCCCGAUUUCCUUCAUCAAGGCUGCACCUUCAAUCUCGGCCCCUCAACUUCACCAGUCCACCACUUCGCAACUAGAGCAGAAUCGUGAACGUCAGCGACAGAUUGAGAUGCGCAACGCCGGUCGACAAGAGGAAAUGUCCCGAAAGGAUCAACGAGAGUUGGAUGCUUUGGUUAGAGAAGAACAGACACUGGUACGACGUGAGAGACUCGCAGCUGAAGCUCAGGGCGAAGGCCACAGCAAGGUCUAUCAGGCUUGGCUCAAGGUGUGCGCUGUCUUUCGACCUGUCAAGCUUAUCGGUGGAAUUCUUCUCCUGCUUCUCUCUGUUUUUAUCUGGGUGUCUAUGCUCAUCACCGGCAUUGACAAGGCCAAGAACUCGGUCUGCAAGCAAAAGUGUGGUUACAUCCUCGGUCAGAUCCAUGUUUUCCAGCCCAUGAACUUUAUCUUUGUCAAGGCCGCCAAGGCUUUCCCUGUCGACUAUAUUCUCAUGGCCCUGCUUGUGCUCUUCUUCUUCAGCAGCUCCAUUUCUGGUAUCGCGACGGUUGGCAUCCGGUUCCUUUGGGUUCGCAUCUUCCAGAUUCGCAAGGGUAGAACAGCGCCUCAAGCUCUUCUUAUUGCCACUGUUAUGUUGGGAUUGAUCAUCUUGGCUAUGAACUACGGUAUCGCCAUGUUGGUCGCACCCCAAUAUUCUACCUAUGGAACUCAAACAUUCUGCUCCAACGAGCCCGCUCAUCCGGGAGAGCAACCCGACUGCAGAGGCCACUCAGACAUGAUCCACGCUUGUUCCGAGGCGCUCAAGUACAAGCAUGCCAAGGAUGUUUGUACCCCAUCAGUGAUGUCAACGUUCCUCAACCGCAUCACUAUCACAUGGCCAUUCUUUGGUCUGGUCGACUUUUGGGCUCAAUUUGCCUUCCUUGGCGUGUUCCUUGUUGUUUUUAUUACAGCCCUUUUCCGCACACCCAAACUUGACCUCUCUCAAAUUGACGAGGAAGCCGAGGCAGAUGAGGAGGAGAGCCUUCUCGCAUCUACUGGUAGACGCUUCGGUGCUACAUGGCAGGACGUCAGAGGAAAGGUCAGCACAGGAAAUGACUCUACGAAUAACGGCCACGGAUCACAAUCCGCUGCUUGA
Molecule: messenger RNA, 1785 nt
Organism: Fusarium poae
Lineage: Eukaryota; Fungi; Ascomycota; Sordariomycetes; Hypocreales; Nectriaceae
Exons: 1
Coding region: 1-1785 (594 amino acids)
Biological process (GO): protein localization to vacuole
Cellular component (GO): vacuolar membrane
Source: RefSeq, a predicted model, not a curated record